AUAUGAUAAAGUUAAUCAUACCAGUUCGUUUAUCUUCAUUUGUUCCUAAAUCAAUAACAAUUCAAAAACAGUUAGUUAAGCAGUAUACCAUUAAUUUUUUAUUGCAAAAUUCUACAAAUUCGGCAUUGAUCACAAAAACAAGUUUAAAAGCCACAAUGAUAAAAAGUAGUAGUAAUGGAUUUAUUUCAACUUCUUUAAGUUUAAAUGAAAAUAAUUCAAACAAAACAUCACCGUCAUCAAAUCCAGAGGAUUCAACAUCAAAAACACUUAAAUCAAAUAGAUUUCCCCCUCGUAAAAAAAUUAAUGACCUCACAGAUUUAGAGAAUAUGCGUAAACUAAUAACAGAAACAAUUUCUAGUAAAGCCAAUGUGGGAGAUUUAUUGCCAUGUAUGAAAGCGAAAGAAUUUUGUGAAGUUUAUGAGAAUCUUGAUAAACAAAAUAAGAAAAAUCUCUUGAACAUUCUUGCUCGAGAUUUUGAUAGCUCACUUAAGAAUUUAUUUAUAGGUGUCCCAAGAGAAGAGGCCAUCAAAUCAGCAACUAGUUAUAUUCAAAAUACAAGAGCAGUAUUUCGAGCAGAACAAAUACUUAGACAUACAUUGACACCAGUUUAUAAUGUAUUUUUUGAUCGAGUAAAUCAAUUACCUGAUGGAACAAAAUUUUUAAUUGAUAUGCGGGCUGAUUUACUAGAAAUUAUUCAUGAAGAUAGUCAUGAGAUAUAUUUGACAGCCUUAAAUGAAUCAUUAAAAGAAAAAUUGACAACUUGGAUAUUGGGAUUUUUAGAUCUUAAAAGAAUUACAUGGUAUUCACAUAGAACGGUAUUAGAAAAGCUUAAGAAUUAUGAAGCAGUUCAUUCUAUAAAAGACUGGGAUGAUUUCAAGAGACGUGUUGGACCUGAUCGACGCUUAUUUGCAUUUUUUUUUCGUGGAAUGCCUCAUGAACCACUUGUAUUUAUAAAUGUGGCAUUAAAAAAUGAACUUUCAAAUAACAUUCAGCCAGAUCUGAUGUCAUCAUCAUAUUUUCAUGAAAUAAAACAUGCAAUAUUUUAUUCUAUCACCAGCCAACCAGGCCUGUCUGGUAUAGAAUUGGGCAAUUUUUUAAUUAAAAGAGUUGUUCGAGUAUUACAUAGUGAGUUUCCAAGUAUAGAAACCUUUUCAACAUUAAGCCCCAUACCUAGAUUUCGUAAAUGGUUAAUUACAAGAAUUAAUAUAGAAAAAAAUGGUAUAUUUAUUAAUAAUGAGGAAGGUCAAAUUAAAUUUUUAAAAGUUUCUUUGAAGCAAAAUGAUUCAUCACCAUUGAAUAUUAACAAAGAAGUGUCAGAAAAGUUUAAAGAAAUUCUUAGUACAAGAGAUUGGAUUAAUGAUGAAAAAAUUUUCUUUGUACUCAAACCAAUAUUAUUAAGGUUAUGCGCAAGAUAUAUUCUUACAGAAAAACAUAGGACUUUUGCACUUGAUCCUGUUGCCAAUUUCCAUAUACGUAAUGGUGCUUGUGUUCAUCGUUUGAAUUGGCUUGGAGAUGUUUCAGAGAAAGGACUCAAUGAAUCAUUUGGAAUGAUGAUAAAUUAUAAUUAUUUUCUUGAUUAUAUUGAAACUAACAAUCAAAAGUACAUGUCAAAAGGAACUAUCACAUUGUUAGAUGAAGAUCCUGUUUUAGUUGAAGAAGCAAAAAGAGAAAAUUCCAAUAUUCAUUUAAUUAAACCAGGAGAAAUUUGA
Messenger RNA from Entrophospora candida, 1709 nucleotides. NCBI's taxonomy places the organism in Eukaryota, Fungi, Glomeromycota, Glomeromycetes, Entrophosporales, Entrophosporaceae. The record is from the annotation of a GenBank genome assembly.